Molecule: messenger RNA, 1536 nt
Organism: Penicillium brevicompactum
Lineage: Eukaryota; Fungi; Ascomycota; Eurotiomycetes; Eurotiales; Aspergillaceae
Exons: 2
Coding region: 1-1536 (511 amino acids)
Source: RefSeq, a predicted model, not a curated record
AUGGUACUACGAAGAACGAGUGUUCUUGGCCCUGAAUUCGAUGGCUUUGUCCAGCAGCAGAUGGACAAAUGGAAGGUCCCUGGACUGACCAUGGCCAUCGUGCACGGUGCUAGCACUUGGUCGAAAGCUUAUGGAAUGGCUGAAUUCCCCGAUCGGGAGAUGACUACCGAUGCUCUUUUCUCGACGUGCAGCACAACUAAAGCUUUCACGGCGGCAGCGGUUAGUCUGGUCAUCGACGACAGCCAAUAUACCGAUGCGCCCUUGAGCUGGGACACGCCAAUUUCAUCCAUACUGCGGGAUGAUUUUGUGCUCCAUAACGACUAUAGCACACUUCACACGACCAUAGAAGAUGCUCUAUCACAUCGCUCGGGACUCUCAACUCAUGACGGCUGCAUAUCUCUGGCGCAUCCUCAGAGACCACUUCGGGAGGCAGUGCGAAACUUGAGACACCUCAAAUUGGCUUACUCGCCUCGCACUACCUUUUCCUACAACAACAAUAUGUACAUGGCGACCUCCCAUCUACUGGAAAACAUCGAAGGCCGGAGUCUGGGCGAGAUUCUCAAGGCCCGCAUCUGGGACCCAUUGGGAAUGAGCGACACAUACUUCUCUGCGCAAGAAGUACUGCAAGACCCGACCCUCGGUCCUCGUUUUGUCAGAGGGUACACCUGGGAUGUCGAUACGAAUUCCUACAUAUCGGAACCUUACAUGAGCGACGUCGCCGUGUCCGGUGCCGGUGCUAUGGUGAGCAAUGUGCUCGAAUACACCAAGUGGCUCCGUGCAAUGAUAUAUCAAACGGGUCCCAUAUCCUCACGGGGGUAUGCUGAGAUAUUGAAACCUCGCACAAUAGUUACGGAUUUGGACGAACUUGUCGCACCCCCGUCCCCACAUCACCUCUAUGCUCUGGGGUGGUUCGUCGCCAGCUAUCGCGGUGAAUCACUAUACUGGCACAGUGGCAGUUGGGCUGGAUUUGGCAUUAUGGUCGGAUUUCUACCGAGCCAUGAAUUUGGCUUUGUCAUGAUGGGCAACACGACCAAUGCUCGCAAUGCACAGGUGGAGAUCUACAUGCGUCUCCUAGACCAGCUCUCUGGUGCUGGUCCGGGCUCGAGCUCUGUCCCUUGCUCACUGGGCCACGCGGCACCUCCCAAGAACAAGCGGGUAGCUGCAUCUGAAACCAUGGAGGAGGCGAUCAAACGGCUCUAUCCAUUUCUGCCUAGCCCUUCCAUUCCGCACUCUCUGCCGGUCCAGCAGUACGCAGGUCGAUACGUGCACGCCGCAUAUGGAUCCAUCACGCUCAGUGCUCAGAACGGCUAUCUGUGCGCAAAUCUUCUGGAUCGUGUUACGCCUGCGAUCAUCAGUCUGGGCCAUGCCAGUGGGGAAUUCUUCGUGGCACACUACUAUCAGCCCAAGACAGUCGGUUCUCUGUCUGCGUACUACUGUGUGGAAUUCCUCAUUGGCGCCAAUGGGGUUCCCACCGCGAUGGGCCUCGAUAUCGAGCCUGCCUUGGAAGAGAAGAUUUGGUUUGAGCGUAAGUGCUGA